AUGUCAUCUUUGACUGGAAGAGGAGAAAGAUUUCCUGCCUCCGUGAGAGGAGCACACUGGAGCUCAGAAGUGCAGCAUCACUGUGAGCCCGUCGGCUUUUCUGCAAGUAUUUACGGGAAAGACUGCCAACCCAAGGAGCGCCCUACUCCUGAGGGUGCAGGGUCCAGAGGAGACCCACAUCGGAAUACGUGCCAGAGAGCAGACGCUGUCCCGUCAUACAAGUCCCUCCCUGGAACCGUCGGAGACCGCAUCAGGAGUACUAUGUCCUCUGCUAGUGGGACUACAUGUAGAAGAACUAUGUCCGCGAAUCCUGGCUUUGGGAGGUCCGAUAGGAAAGUUGCGUGCUGUGAGAAGUGCUCAGCGACCCUUGUUGCUCUCAAGAAACAAGCGCUGAGUCUGGCUGUUCACCAUCACUUCUCCUGCAAGGACUCUAGUGACCUGUCUGAGUUCCUUCACGACAACCUUCGCGUCCAUAGUCGGUCCUCAAACGAGUCCAGGGACAGAGAGAAGGAGCAGGGCGAGUGUGGAUCCUGCGGUGUGAACCUGAACCAGCUCAAAGAAGAGGCCGUCCACUUGGCUCUGAACAGGGGUCAGUCAUUAGCUAAGCCUCCCUUUGAACCCAGCUUUAGCACUGGUACACUGCUGGGAAAAAGUGAGACAAAGCAUGGAGACAGAGCUCCAAGGGACGCUGCCACGGCUGUGCAUCAACCACACAGUCACACACACAGUCCUCACAGCCCAAGAAGCCCGAGGACGCCUCAGAGGACCCCUCAAAUCCUCAGACGGAGGGGGCCCAAGCUGCCCAACCCCGACAUGGGCCGCUGGGUAGAGGAGCAGCAGCAGCUGGUCGCCUCCAAAUCUGCAUCCAGCGCUGAUGGUGUCACCAUGUACCCUUACCAUAAGGCUGCAGAUAAUGCUGCACUGGGCUGUGGUGACGCCGGGACCGUUCAGACGAGCUCAAAGAUCCCUCACAUAUCUAGAGUGGUGACCAUCGCCAACACUGCUGCUAUGUCUCUUUUAGCCAGGGCAGCCGAGAAGCUCAACCUGACAUCGAGGAAAAAAGGCCAGGCUUCCGAUCAAGCUUCCGCUCAUUUCUCCACCUGCUUCAGGGAGAUGAUCCAGAAAAACCCACCGCCCGUCCCUUCCUGCCUGCUCCAAGCUGUCACUAGAACCAAAGACUCACCCGGUGUUGGCAAGGUCAAAGUCGUGCUGAGGGUGAGCCCAUCACUGUCAGAGAGCCAAGGCCAACCACCUGCUCUCUGGAUUGACCCGUCCAAAAGAAGAGCCACCAUAAUGGAACCAGUCAGCAAAAGCCAACCACAAGCUACAAUGACACUAGGCAGGGAUGGCAACAAUCUUCUAAAGACCUUCAACUUUGACACGGCCUAUCCUCAAGAGUCAAGCCAGGCCGAGGUGUGUGCGGGCGUCUUGGCUGAUGUCAUCCGUUGUGUGCUCAGCGGCAGCGAUGGAUGUGUUCUGGGUUUGGGAUGUGCUGAUGUGGGCUCCUGGUCCAGCAUGGUGGGGAAUAGUGAGAGCAUUCAGAAACUCGGUUUGGUUCCCUGUGCCAUCUCCUGGCUGUACAGCGCCAUCGAGCGGCGGAGGGAGAGGACCUGGACCGACCUUACUGUAUCAGUGUCUGCUAUAGAGCUCUGCUGUGGAGAGGAGGACACGCUGAGGGAUCUGCUGGGGGAGGUCGUCCCCUCAGUAGGUAGUGUCCAGGACAGCCCAAAAGCCCAUAUCAAACUCCAAGAGGACCCCCACUAUGGGUUACAGCUACGUAACCACAACCGGGUGAAGGCCCCUACUGCUGAGCGGGCUGCUUCCCUCUUGGACGCAGCCAUCGCAGCACGUCGGCACAAUGACUUCAUUACGUACCUGUCCCACAGCUCUAUAAUGUUCUUCACUCUCCACGUCCAGCCCCCUCGUACAGAGAGCAGCACCAUUGGCAAAGGUUCACGUGGCCCCACUAAGUUGACAAUGAUAGACGUGUGUAGUGGUAUGAGGGGUAUGAGCAAGAAUAAGCCUCCAUAUUCUGAACUCGGCCCUGUUGUUUUGUCUCUACUAAGUGGACAUAAAACCACCCCCAGCAAGGGCAGUAAGUUGACUAUGCUCCUUCGAGAGGCCUUGGGUCAUGUAAAUUGCCAUACCACAGUGAUUGCUCAUGUCGAUGAUUCACUGGCACACCUUCAAGAGACACUAUCCACAAUCCAGCUGGCUUCUCGCAUCCGCAGGACACAGAAGAGAACAAAGCAGUCCACUUCAUGUUCUCCUUGCGGGAGAAGUUUGACUAAAGAAAAGAGAGGCACUCCGUCUUUGUCCCUGCGGGCAUUCCACUCCACCGAUGAGGUAGAUGUCGACGUCCCUCGUUUCCAUUUGCGUGGUGAACUGGAUGAGCGCUCCAGUAGUGACCAGUCCUGCGACACAGUCAUUCAAAUAGACUCGGAUGGCUUGGUCCAGUCCAAAGUAACCUCAAGACUGGCACAACCUGAAUUUGUGCCCAUCAUACCCUCUUUGCAUCCUAAUAAGGCUGACAUGGAUGACCCAGAGUUUACUGCUCUGCUCCAAGAGCUUCUGAGAAUUCCUCAGCUGCAGGCAGAGAAGAAGAACGAAGAAACACUUCAAGGGAAUAUUGAAGUGCUAAGCGCAGACAUGAAGAAGCCAGGAAGAGACUGUUUUAAAUGUGAUACAUUUGCUGAACUUCAAGAGCGCUUGGGUUGUAUCGAUGGAAGUGAGGCAACAAUGGAUGUACUCAAGGCUUCCUUAAAAGGCCCUUCUGUCAACAAUAUUACAGCUAAAUCACAACCCCAGAAAGAAACAGGGAAACAGACAGACACUAAAUUAUCAGAGGCACCAAUACCAUUGUUGAAUCAGGGGUUAGGCUGCAGUCAGACCUCUGUCGGAGAAAAACAAACAGAGGGUGCCUUCCCUGGAGACAGUUUCCAAAGAGAGGAUUCAGGCCUGUAUGACUGUGAAGAGUGCAGUGGAACCAGUUCCAGCGAGGAACUGCUAAAUCAAACUCUCAGUCUUAACAUGACCUGUCGAUCUGAGUUGCCCAAAACGGGAACUCUUAAGUCAGAGGAUAAGCUCUCUUGUCAGGACUUUGAUAUGAAUGCUCAGAGCAUGAGCACCACCGGUUCCCUUGUACUUCAGCCUACAGGUAAACAGGAGAGUUCUAAAGCUUUGGAUUGGUUCAAGCCAGGCAAAAGGACCUCACCAGUUGGCAAAAGCUCCCCCAUAUCUCCCUCCUCCUCCUGCUUCUCCUCACACUCCUUGGCUACCAGUGUUAUACUUGGCGAUGUCUUACCUAAUCGCCCUGCAGAGGAUGUUAAGGAAAUGAAGGCCACUAUCACAGUAACUGUUCAACAGCCACUGGACCUAAAAGGUCAAGAUGAACUUGUCUUCUCUAUGGUGGAGGAGGUGACCAUCACUGGAGCAUUGGACAGAGGGAGAACAGGUGGAAACAUUAUUUGUAUCAGAGACACUGCCCAAUCACAGCCACAAGUGCAAGGCGCUAGCAGCUCUCAACCAAUCAGGAUAAUCAGUAAUGUCAGCGAAGAAACUGUAGCCACAGGUUCUACUAUUACAGACAAAAGCUCUGUAGCUCAAUCUGUACCUACAGAGGCUAGCACUGACACAUCCCAGUAUCGAUUCAGAAUGGAAAAGAGGUUCUUACCUUCAUUUAUAAAUCCCAUGCUGAUUAAUACAGAUAUGGAUUGUGAAUUGAAUGGUGUGAAAGAAAAGGAAAGUCCACAUGAUACUUUUACAGGAGCCACGUCACAGUCUGAGCUCAGAGGGAAAAAUCCCAAAUGUCCCGAAGAUAGGAAGGCUCUUGAGAAGAUGAGUGGGGCUUUUGCUUCUGAUACACAUGCCAAAAAGUCUGACAAAGUAUCUGACUCACCUUUUUUCCAACGUUCUUAUGACCCAAUGUGCUUGGAAGAUUCAGCUUUUUGUGAUGAAAUGACAGAAAACAAAAUGUGUGGAAAAAGACAAAGACAUUCAGACAAGAAGCACCCUAGAGACAGGGAGCAUGUUUAUUCUACUAACACUCCAAAGGGCUCAGAGGGGGGAGAAAUCGGUUCCAGACAUGUUGGGAAUGUCCCCAAGAGAAUUGGUAUUUCACCUGGUUGCCAGGAAACCAUCCCUGCCUCCUUUAAAACAGGUAGUUUACCUAGAGGCUGGCAAAAUGCCAACCACCAGGACAGCUACCAUAGCGUUUACAUGGCAGACAACCACAGAGACCCAAGGGGGGUGACAUCAUCCACCCCGUGUAGCCCAGGAGUAACUCUGGAGAGGAGGCAGGGCAGACAGCACUCUCCAGCAAACCACAGCUCUUAUGUCUCCUCUCCUCGGAAAUAUGGAACAGAGUACAAACAGCACGCUAAUAGUGCUCCCAGAAAGGGUGUUGAAUCUUUGUUUGAGACCUCAAAUCUAAAAAUGAAACAUGAUAAUAUGGGUGGGAGGCCAAAGUCACCUAUUGAAGACAGUAGCAGACUUUUCAGUGCCAAACUAGUGCAGCUGGCUACCAGGACUAAUUCCCUUGGGAGAACCCCAAGAGACUUCCCAACUCUGGAUAGAGGCAGUAGUAACACCUCUGUGAGCUCUAAGUGGAGCUCCAGGGGACAUAUUGAAGGAGCUUGCAAGGGAGGAUAUAAAGGAAAUAAUGAGGGAGAUUGUACUCUACCAAGGGCUAGCAGGAGCCCCAGGAAAAAUCCUCGGACUGACCAGAGUCAUCAUUUCUUUCUUUCUGAAAAGCCUGUAACUCAAUCUGCUAGGCAUACCCAUUCCAAGCUCUCUGCUGUGGGGAAACUCAAGAUGUCUAGCCCCAAAGUCCGACGACUGUCUAUCCCCAGCAUCAAGAACCUCAGUCUCUCCCACAAAGGCCUGCAGCAGUCCAUCAACCGCAGCGCCAGUCUUUCUCCAGAUGGUAAAACUGUUAGCUUUGAGCGGUCUUCCUCCUUUUUCUCCUCUUCCCCUCCACAGUCUUUUCACUCCAUCAGUCGCACUCCGAGCCAGAGCUCCACAUGCUCAUCCACAAAAUCUGCCAUCCAAGGUUUUGUCAAUGGGCGGAUCUCAGACCUCCUUAAGGAAAGAGCCUCCAGCCCCACUUCAGGAGGACUGGACCAAAUGACCACACUUCCCUCACCAUACAGCCAGGUGACUGCUCCCCGAAUGCCUGAUCACCUGAGUGGGCACGCAAGUGACACCACCAGUGUGUUGAGUGGAGAUUUGCCUCCAGCUAUGGGGAAGACAUCCCUGAAUUUCUCUAACAGGAACAGUAUGGUGAGCAGUGGAUAUGACAGCAUGGUGAGGGACAGUGAAGCCACAGGCAGCACCAUCUCAAACAGAGAUUCCGUCAGCGACAGGAGCAGCUCUCUGCUCAGUGUGGCACGAAGCAGCCGAUCAUCUCGGAGGAGAGGCAACACAGGUACUCACCAGCGUCGUCUUUCCCAUGAUGCUCCCCUGUCCCUGAGACGCUCGGCUAGUGGUCUGCGGUCUGGCUGGGUGGAUCGGGGUAUCCCAGAGUCCUACGAGAUCAAGGUCUAUGAGAUCGACAAUGUGCAGAGGAUGCAGAAAAGAGCAGGUGCUGGCAAACAGGGGCCUGCAUGCUUCAGUGCCAAGCUGAAGUUUUUGGAGCACCGUCAGCAGAGGAUCUCCGAGGUCCGAGCCAAAUACAACAACCUGCGGAGAGAGCUCCAGCGGGCCAAACACAACCUCAUGCUAGAGCCCGCCAAGUGGAACCAAGAGUUCGACCUGUGGCAGACCUUCGAGGUGGACUCCCUGGAGCAUCUAGAGGCUCUCGAAGUGGUGACGUCCCGUCUGGAGAGCAGGCUCAACCUCUGCAAGGCCAACGUCAUGAUGGUCACCUGCUUCGAUGCCGGCACCAAGAGAAGGCAUAAGAAGCGACGGCGAAAAGCGCCAGAGCAGAGAGCCUUGAAGGGAAUCUGA
Messenger RNA from Cottoperca gobio, 5946 nucleotides. Its product is annotated as kinesin-like protein KIF26B. Gene Ontology annotation, molecular function: microtubule binding; microtubule motor activity; ATP binding. Gene Ontology annotation, biological process: microtubule-based movement. The transcript has 15 exons. The record is from RefSeq and is a predicted model, not a curated record. The coding region runs from base 1 to 5946 and encodes 1981 amino acids. NCBI's taxonomy places the organism in Eukaryota, Metazoa, Chordata, Actinopteri, Perciformes, Bovichtidae.